GCUGCUCCUCACCUUCACCCUUCACCCCUCAGGUCCAUUCCUCSCCUGGUCCCUCCUGGUCAUCCCUCCCCUCCUUUCCUUGUCCCCUGACCCCAUCCCUGUCCCCUGACCCUGUCCCUGUCCCCUCAGGYGAGUACUGGAUCGACCCCAACCAAGGCUGCAACCUGGACGCCAUCAAGGUCUUCUGCAACCUGGAGACGGGCGAGACGUGCGUGUACCCGACCCAGGCGUCCAUCGCCCGCAAGAACUGGUACCUCAGCAAGAACCCCAAGGAGAAGAAACACAUCUGGUUCGGCGAGACCAUGAGCGACGGCUUCCAGGUGGGCGUGAGGGCCGGCAGGGCUGGGGACAGCUCGGUGGUGACCACUGGGUGAGGGUCAGCAGGGCUG
Molecule: messenger RNA, 389 nt
Organism: Malurus melanocephalus (red-backed fairy wren)
Lineage: Eukaryota; Metazoa; Chordata; Aves; Passeriformes; Maluridae
Product: collagen alpha-1(I) chain-like
Exons: 1
Molecular function (GO): extracellular matrix structural constituent
Source: RefSeq, a predicted model, not a curated record